CAGCCUCCUCCCAAGCUUGUAUCGGGCUAUGGUUUGCUCAGGCCUGCAGAUAAAACAUCUAAUGAAAAGAACAAGGUCAAAAACCAAAUACAUCGUGGGGCUGACUUUGCUGACUCAAUGGGGCCAUCUGAAACAGCCUCAGAGGUUUGUGAGUUGUCUCACUCUAUUCAUGAGAAUUUUAUAUUGCUGAUUGAACAACUUGGAAUGGAGUGUAAAGAUUCUCUUAGCCUAUCAAGAAUCCAAGACACAUUUUGUUUAUAUGAACACUUACUGGAACUUAAGAAUAAUGACUAUGAACGACUUACAGAAAAAAUUAAACAAAUGGAAAAUAUGGUCAGUGUACUACAAAAGGAGCUACCUGAAAUGAAAAAGACAAAAUUACAGUUAGAGCUUCAAAAAGUUGAAUGGGAGAAAGAGGUGUACAGUUUGAGGCUUGCCUUAAAACAAGAAAAAGAGGAGAAAGGAAAUGCCGAUACGUUAUAUAAUAAAGAUAGUGAACGGUUAAGAAUAAAAGAAGAGGAAUGUGAGAAAGAGGUUGAAACAAAGCAGUGACUUAAAUGGAAUCUAAGAAGACUUGUUAAGGAAUUGAAGACAGUAAAAAAGAACUUGGAUCUGGUUGUGCAGGAGCGAAACGAUGCCCAGAAGCAACUUUCUGAAGAACAGAAUGCCAGAAUAUCACAAGAUCAGAUUCUGACCAGUAAACAAAAGGAGCUAGAAAUGGCUCAAAAGAAAAUUAAUUCUGAGAUUUCUCAUAGGCAUAAGAAAGAAAAGGAUCUCUUGCAUGAAAAUUGCAUGUUGCAGGAAGAAAUUGCCUUGCUGAGACUGGAAAUAGAUACAAUAAAAAAUCAGAACCAGCAAAAAGAAAAGAAAUAUUUUGAAGACAUUAAGGUUGUAAAAGAAAAGAAUGGUAACUUUCAAAAAAUUAUAAAACUAAAUGAGGAAGAGUUAACAAAAACAAUGCUCCUGUACAGUGGACAGCUGAAUGAUCUGACAGCUGAGAACAAAAUACUCAAUUCUGAACUGGAGAACAAGAAACAGAACCAAGAAAGAUUGGAAAUAGAAAUGGAAUCAUACCGUUGUAGACUAGCUGCUGCCCUACAUGAUUGUGAUCUAAGUCAGACAUCAAGAGACCUAAAACUACAACUUGAUUUCCAGAGAACAAGCGAGUGGAUUCGUUUACAGGACAAAAUAAAGGUUGAUAUGUCUGACCUACAAGCUAAGAAUGAGAUUCUUUCUGAAAGACUUUCUAAUGCUGAAAGUAAAAUCAACAGCCUACAAAUUCAGCUCCAUAACAAAAGAGAUGCUGUUGAAAGAAAGAGUUUGAUUUUGGAAUGUUUGCAAAGAGACCUCAGUCAGGCACAGUGUGAGAAGAAAGAAAUUGAACAGAUGAACCAAAUUGAAUAAAGCAAACUGAAGAAAUACAUUGCAAAGCAGGAAUCUGUAGAGGAGAGAUUAUCUCAACUACAAAGUGAAAAUACGUUGCUUCAACAGCAACUUUAUGAUGCUCACAAGAAAGCUAACAGUCAAGAAAAGACAGUCAGUACUAUCCAAGACCAAUUUCAUGCUUUUGCCCCAAAUCUUCAAGCUGAGAGUGAAAAGCAGAUUCUUUCACUACAAGAGAAAAACAAGGGGCUGUUGGAUGAAUAUAAUCAUUUAAAAGAAAGAAUGGAUCAAUGUGAGAAAGAGAAAGCAGAAAGAAAAAUGCAGUGGAAGUUGCAAAAUGAUAUAACUACAGAAGUAGCAGGGCUGCUGCAGUUUGCUGGGGGUUCGCUCUAUACCCUGGUUGCCUCGGUUUUUCCCAUAGCUGGAAGUAUCAUCAGUGAAGUCUGUGAAACAGCAAAGAUGACUGCCUGCCACUUCCUCUGGAAGCUCCAGCCCAGUGGGUUCAGGUUAUGCCAUUCAGGCAGGAAGGUCACACAAGUGAGGCUGAGUCCUUCCCAGCGCAGCAUAUCUGGAGGCAUAUGCUGUUACUUGGCUCCAUUACUGGCCAGUGUUGACUUUGGUUGAGAAUCUGCCAGGUAUGUCCAUGGUAAAGUGACUAUCUACCCUUUGUAUUUCACCAGUGUCUUAUGUGGACAUAGUUUGAGGGUCUGUAAGUAUCUGGUUACUCCUUAACAUCUCACCCACUAGAUUUAGCAUUUCAUGGAUGAUUCUUGGUUGGGUCAAUUAUUAUUAUGGUGGUUGCCAAAUCAUGAUUGUCUUAGUCUUUCAUUCCUUCUACAUGGAUAAGUAAAACAAAACAAAACCAACCAACAAAUAGGGGAGAAAGGAAAAUUUAUUGUUUUAUUGUUCAGGUUCCCUCAGCUUUGACCAGUGGUAGCCAUUUCAAGCUGAGUUCAUGUCUUUUUGACCUGUCUAUUGUUCUUCGAACACUUGCUUACUUUCUGGCAUAAGCUCUUUCAACCUUAUCUUUUAUUUUCCCUGCCAUUGCCCUUGGAUCAGUCAUUUUCAUUUUUUUCCAGAAGGCCUGACUUUCUUUAGGGGACAGUAAUUAGAACCAAGAUCUGGGCACUAAUUGUGGCAGAUAUGUAUGGCUAUUGGAGUUGUCAUUGCUCAUAGGCUUCCUCAGUGAACAGAGCAAAAAAAUACAGCUGGGUGAAUAAAUAUACAAACAUACAUGCUUACAUUCAUCCAUAUUUCUAUAUUAGAAUAUACUGAAAACCAUGAGUUUUUCCUGGUGAUUCUAAUUCCAGUUGAAUCACACAUGGCUCAUUUUAGUUUUUUUUCCUCUUUCAGUACUCUUGACCCUUGAACAAUGUGGAAGUUAGAGGGGCUGAACCCCACACAGCUGAAAAUUUGCCUAAAUUUUGACUUCCCCAAAAUGUAACUGCUGACUGACUUAACAACCUACUGUUGGCCAGAAACCUUACCCAUAACAAAGUUGAUUAAUACAUAUGCUGUAUAUUCUAUGUAUAAUAUAGUAUAUUCUUAUAAAAGUGAGCUAGAAUUGCCUUAGCUAUUCCAGCUCUUUUUAGGUUCAAUAUAAAUUUUAAAAUAGUUCAUCCUAAUUCUGUGAAGAAUGUCAUAGGUAGUUUGCUAGCUGACUUCAAACUAUACUACAAACCUGCAGUAACAGAAAUAGCAUGGUACUGGUACAACAGCAGACACAUAAACCAAUGCAACAGAAUAGAGAGCUCAGAAAUAAUGCAGCACACCCACAACCAUCCAAUCUUCAACAAACUCCAUUUUAAAAAAGCAAUGGGGAAAGGACUUUCUAUUCAAUAAGUGGUGCUGGGAUAACUGGCUAGUCAUAUGCAGAUUGAAACUGGACCCCUUCCUUACACCAGAUACAAAAACUAACUCAAGAUGGAUUAAAAACUUAAAUCUAAAAUGAAAACCUAUUAAAACCGUGGAAGAUAACCUAGGAAAUACCAUUGUGGACAUAGGACCUGGAAAUGAUCUUCAUGACAAAGAUGCCAAAAGUAAUUGCAAGAAAAACAAAAAUUGGCAAAUGGGACUUAAUUACAGAGCUUCUUUACAGCAAAAGAAACUAUCAACAGAGUAAACAGCUCACAGAAAGGGAGAAAAUAUUUGCAAUCUACCCAUCUGACAAAGGUCUAAUAUCCAACAUCUGCAAGGAACUUAAACAAAUUUAGAAGAAAAAAAAACAAACAUCCCCAUUAAAAAGUGGGCAAAGGACAUGAACAGAUACUUUUCAAAAGACAUAACAUGUGGCCAACAAGGCUAUGAAAAAAAAAUGCUCAAACUCACCAAUCAUUAGAGAAAUGCAAAUCAAAACCACAGUCAGACACCAUCUCACAACGGUCAGAAUGAUUAUUAUUAAAAGGUCAAAAAAUAGCAGAUGCUGGCAAGGUUGUGGAGAAAAGGGGAUGCUUAUGCACUUCUGUGGGAAUUUAAACUUGUUCAGUUAUUGUGGAAAGCAGUUUGGCGAUUACUCAAAGAACUUAGAAUUGCCAUUUGACCCAACAGUCCCAUUAUUGGGCAUAUACAUACCCAAAGGAAUAUUAAUCAUUCUACCAUAAAGAGACAUGCAUGCAUAUGUUCACACAGCACUAUUCACAAUGGCAAAGACAUUAGAUCAACCUAAAUGCCCAUGGUUGGUAGGCUGGAUAAGGAAAAUGUGGUAUAUAUACACCACGGAAUACUACAAAGACAUUAAAAAGAUUGAGAUCGUGUCCUUUGCAUCAACAUGGAUGCAGCUGGAGGCCAUUAUCCUAAGCAAACUAGCGCAAGAACAGAAAAUCAAAUACUACAUGUUCUCACUUAUAAGUGGGAGGUAAACAUUGCUUAUAUAUGGACACAAAGAAGGGAACAGCAAACACCAUGGUCUACUUGAGGUGGAGGGUAGGAGGAGGGUGAGGAUUGAAAAACUACCUAUUGGGUACUAUGCUUAUUACCUGGGUGACAGAAAGUAAUUUGUACCCCAAACUCCCAUGACACACAAUUUACCUAUAUAGCAAACCUGCACAUGUACUCCUGAACCUAAAAUAAAAGUUAACAAAAAGUAACCUAGAUAAAAUAAACAUUUAAGAAAAUCAUAAGGAAGAGGACAUAUAUUUAUAGUUCCAUGCUAUACUUAUUGAUAUCAUAAGUUUAUAUCAUCUGUUUCUGAGAUGAAGAAUCAUCUGUCUGAAAUGGUGGGCACCUACAGCUGUAGACCUCAGUCUGUGGUGCAUAGCAAGCAAUUCGACUUUUCUUUGUAAUGUCAUAACUUUACUUCUUGGGAGCCCUUCAGUAUCACUCAUUUCCAUGGUGUUAUUUAAGGUUUAUGAUAUUGUGCUAAACAGUGAAAAAUAUGUGAGAACCACAAGACUACUUUUUACUGUAAAAGGCAGUUUACUGGAGGGAAUUAUUUAAAUUUUUACAAAAUAGACUUUAUUCUUUAGAGCAUUUCGAGAUUUCCAGAACAGAAAUCCUGAGGGAUGUAGGCUCCUUUGAAAAGGUGUGCAGUGCAGCUUUUAACAGUCUUUGUUCUGUACUUCAUCAGGAGAGGAAGAAGCUAUAGCCAAGUGUCAUGAAGAGCUGGCUCAGGAGUUUGAGAAAACAAAACAAAUUUCUGUACAUCUCAUCAGCUCCAGCUGCUUAUCACAGCUGUAUGAGCUAUGUGAUGGAUCCAAUGUUCAAAGACAUUGAAGAGAGCAUUGGGAAUCUGGUGAGGAGGGAGCCCGAAAUGCAACUGAUUUCAACAGUGACAGGAAAAACUGCUUCCGAAGAACGUUAUACUACUGGAAAAUAUUGGUCCAGGAACAUUUGAGAGCCAGUUGCUUUAAUCUGUUCUAUCACAACUGCAACCAGUGAAAGAAAAAACACUUUGUUUGUUGAAAUAACCCCUAAGAGAGCCCUCCAAAGAAACAUCAGGGAAAUUAUAGGUGAAGAAGUCUAAUGUCCUCCUCUUUACAACCAAAUAAAAGAUAUCAACCAAUGAGUAUAUCACUUCCUUAGCCAAUUUGUGAAUAAAAACUUCAAAGACAUUACAAUAUCCAUGUCACUUAGAUCAUUAGGCACAGACUCAAUGUCAGCUGUGACAAUUCAGAAUAAUCCCUUUCAUGAUCUACAGGUUUAAAUUCCUCCAACCAAACUCCUUGUUCCAGAUGUAACUCUGCAAAUUUUAAAAUUGUUUCUGGAAGAACAAUCAAAUAAGACUUGAGAGAGGGGAGAAAUGGCCACAGUCCACCUAAAACAUUGUUUAAAAAAUGCAUGCAGCAUGCUAAGUUGGUGUGAAAAGAGAGGUACAAGAUUAUACACAAGAUGCAGCCAAACUUCUCUUAAACUUCCCAAAAGAUGGCCAAAUAGGAACAGCUCCAGUCUGCAGCUCCCAGCGUGAUCGACGCAGAAGAUGGGUGAUUUCUGCAUUUCCAACUGAGGGGCACAUGGACCUGAGUGAUGACAGAAGCCUUGAUGGGCCGGAUCUUGUUCCCCCAGGCUGCAGCAUGUUCCUGGGCACUUUCCAGGCAAGCAGCUUUCUCAGGAAGUGGAGGGAAGGCAUCUUUGUAGGUUGGAGGGUUGCUCUCCUCUUCUGAAUUUAGAAUGGCAACUUUGAUUUGUUGCGGAACCAGCCCACUUCGGUGUUCAGCAAAACUCUCUUGGGUCAAAACUGCAACAGAACUCAUGGUUGAUCUCAUACCUACACACAAUCCGGGAAAACCACAGUAAAACGGUCAGUAGCCAGAAAGUCCGUCUGGAGGCCGCCUCUGUCAGCCUACCUACCAGCUUUUGCUGUUCCACUCUUAUUAGCAUAAGAAAACCGAGCUCAUAAGGUAGGAACUGUGGCAAAACAGGGACAAGCCGCGAUCUUGGUAAAGGAGAAGAGGCUACGCUUGACCUCCCCCCAACCCUCAGCCUCUAUAUGGCCCCACAUUGUCUUUAUCUGUUUGUCCUUUGAUGGACACUUAGAUUGCUUCCAAAUCCUAGCUAUUGUAAACAUUGCUGCAGCAAACAUAGGAGUGCAGAUAUCGCCUUGAUAUAUUGAUUUCAUUUCUUUUAGUUAUAUAGCCAGCAGUGGGAUUGCUGGAUUAUAUGGUAGCUCAGUUUUUAGUUUUUUCAGAAACCGUUCUCCAUAGCAGUUUCCCUAGUUUACAUUGCCACCAACCAUGUAUAAGGGUUUCUUUUUCUCCAUAUCCUCACCAGCAUUUGUUAUUGCCAGUCUUAUUAGAUUUUUUCUAUUUUUUUCUUAUUCCAUUGUUAAAAUUUACUAGAUACUACAUUUUGUACAGUAUAUUCAACCUAAAACCAAAACAUAAUAAAUUUUUUAAAAACCCUUGUUACUAUGUUUUUAUUUCCUUACACUAUCAAAGGUAGACUAUAACUGCUUUUCCCCUUUUCCCCGAUGUACAUUCUUCAUCUGCCACUUCCCACAGCUCCAGGUUUGCUUCAGCCUUGUCUGAAACCACCGUUUAUCAACAGUAGUAUCAGAGUUUCCUACUCAUGUUUUCUUCUUCUUUUUUUUUUAUUAUUAUACUUUAGGUUUUAGGGUACAUGUGCACAAUGUGCAGGUUUGUUACUUAUGUAUCCAUGUGCCAUGUUGGUUUGCAGCACCCAUUAACUCUCUAAAGAGUUGUUUGAGCUCCUUAUAUAUUUUGUUAUUAAUCCCUUGUGAGAGGGGUAGUUUGCAAAUAUUUUCUCCCAUUCUGUGGGUUGUCUCUUCACUUUGUUGAUUUUAUCCUUUGCUCUGCAGAAGCUUCCUAACUUGAUGUGAUCCCACUUGUCCAUGUUUACUUUGGUUGCCUGUGUCUGGGGGGGUAUUGCUCAAGAAAUCUUUUUCCAGGCCAGUGUUUGGAGAUUUUCCCCAAUGCUUUCUUGUAGUAGUUUCAUAGUUUGUGAUAUUAGGUUUAAGUCUUUAAUUUAUUUUCAUUUGAUUUUUGUAGAUGGUGAUAGAUAGGAGUCUGGUUUCAUUCUUUGGCAUAUGGAUAUCCAGUUUUCUCAGCACCAUUUAUUUGAAGAAACUGUCUUUUCCCCAAUGUACAUUCUUGGCACCUUUGUCAAAAAUGAAUUCACUGUAGGUGUGUGGAUUUGUUUCUGGGCUCUCUGUUCUGUUUUAUUGGCCCGUGUGUCUGUUUUUAUGCCAGUACCAUGCUGUUUUGGUUAUUCUAGCUCUGUAGUAGUAUUUGAAGCCAAGUAAUGUGAUUCCUCCAGUUUUGCCCUUUUUGCUUUGCAUAGUUCUGGCUAUUCUGAGUCUUUUGUGGUUACUCGUAAAUUUUAGGAUUAUUUUUUCUAUUUCUGUGAAGAAUGUCACUGGUAUUUUGAGAGGGAUUUCAUUGAAUACGUAGAAUGGAUAUUUUAGCAAUAUUGAUUCAUCCAGUCCAUGAACAUGGAAUACUUUUCCAUUAUUUGGUGUCCUCUUCAAUUUCUUUCAUCAUUGUUUAAUAAAGUUUCCUUAUAGAAAUCUUUCACUUCCGGUUAAAUUAAUUCCCAGGUAUUUAGUUUCACAUGUGGCUAUUGUAAAUGGGGUUACUUUUUUUUAUUUCUUUUUCAUAUUGUUCACUGACUCUUAGCAUAUACCAAUACUGAUUUUUGUAUGUUGAUUUUGUACUCUGCAACUUUACUGAAUUUGUUUAUCAGUUCUAACAGUUUUCUGGUGAAGACUUUAGAUUUUUCUAAUAUAAGAUCAUAUUAUCAACAAAAAAGGAUCAUUGACUUCUUUCUUUCCAAUUUGGAUGCUCUUUUUAGUUUUCUCUUGUCUAAUUGCUUUAGCUAGGACUUCCAGUACCAGGUUGAAUAACAGUGGUGACAGUGCAUCUUUGUUGUGUUCCAGAUCUUAGAAGAACGGCUUUUUCAGUUUUUCUCCAUUCAGUAUGAUACUAGCUGUGAAUCUGUCUUACGUGGCUUUCAUUAUGCUGAGAUACACUUUUUCUAUAUUAAGUUUUUUGAGGGUGUUUAUUAUAAAGGGAUGUUGAAUUUAACCAAAUUUUUUUCACUGUCCAUUGAAAUUAUCAAAUGGUUUUAUUCUUCAUUCUGUUGAUAUGAUGUGUCAUGUUGAUUGAUUUGCAUAUGUUGAACCAUCCCUACAUCUCAGGGAUAAAUCUCACUUGGUCAUGAUGGAUAAUCUUUCUAAUGUAUUGUAGAAUUUGGUUUGCUAGUAUUUUGUUGAGGAUUUUUGCAUCAAUAUUCAUCAGAGAAGUUGGCCUGUAGAUUUUCUUUUUUGGAUGUGUCUUUGUCUGGUUUUGGUAUCAGGGUAGUACUGGCCUCCUAGAAUGACUUUGGAAGUAUCUUUUCCUUCUCUGUUUUUUGAAAUUGUAUGAGUAGGAUUGGUGUUAGUUCCUUUUUAAAUGUUAGGUAGAAUUUAGCAGUGAAUUUAUCAGGUCCUGGGCUUUUAUUUACUGGAAGACUUUUUAUUAUGGCUUCAAUCUUGUUACUUGUUAUUGGUUUGUUCAGCUUUUGGAUUUCAUCCUGAUUCAGUCCUGUCAGGUUGUAUGUGCCUAGGAAUUUGUCCAUUUCUUCUAGAUGUUCCAAUUUAUUGACAUAUAGUUUCUCAUAGUAGCCACUAAUGAUCCCUGAAUUUCCACAGUAUCAGUUAUAGUGUCUUCUUUUUCAUUUCUAUUUAUUUAGAUCUUCUCUCUUUUUUUCUUAGUCUGGCUAAAAGUUUGUCAAUUUUGUUUAACUUUUCAAAAAACCAGCUUUUGUUGCAUUGAUCUUUUGUAUGUUUUCAUUUCAAUUUCAUUUAUUUCUGCUCUGAUCUUUAUUAUUUCUUCUACUAUUUUGGUUUGGUUUGCUCUUGUGUUUCCAGUUUGUAAAGAUGCAUCAUUAGAUUGUUUAAUCUCCAUGUAUUUGUGUAGUUUCCAAAAUUCCUCUCGCUAUUGAUUUCUACUUUUAUUCCAUUGUGGUCAAAGAAAAUGCUUGAUACUAUUUCAGUUUUUUUGUAUGUUUUAAGACUUGUUUGUGACCUAACAUAUGAUCUAUCUAUGAGCUGAGGUAAAACGUGUGUAUUCUGCAGCUCUUGGGUGAAAUGUUCUGUAAAUAUCUAUUAGACUCAUUUGUUCUAUAGUGCAGUUUCAGUCUAAUGUUUCUGUAUUGAUUUUGUGUCUGGAAGAUCUGUCCAGUGCUGAACAUGGGGUGUUGAAGCCUUCGGAUAUUAUUGUAUUGGGGCCCAUCUCUCUCUUUAGCUCUGAUAAUAUUCCCUGUAUAUAUGUGGGUGCUCCCAUGUUGGGUGUAUAUAUAUUUAAAAUUGCUGUAGCACUUGCCUUAACUUUGUCCUCGUGCUUUCUAACUUUGUUGUUUCUAUUUAUAUCUUUACUGUACUGACUGUCUUGAAAAGCUGUUAUGGUUAUAUUUUUUAAUUCAUUCAUUAUUUAGUCUUUCUACUUAUAAGAGUAGUUUACAUACCACAAUACAGUAUUAUACUGAGUUUUUCCAGACCUUUUGGAGCUCCAUUGUAUGUUGUUUCUUUUCUCUUGCUGCCUUUAGGAUCCUUUCUUCAUCCUUGAUCUUCAGGAGUUUGAUUAUUAAAUGCCUUGAGAUAAUCUUCUUUGGGCUAAACCUGCUUGGUGUUAUAUAGCCUUCUUGUACUUGGAUGUGAUAUCUUUCUCUAGGUUGGAGAAGUUCUGUUAUCACCCCUGUGAAUAAAUGCUCUACCCCAAUCUUGUACCUUCUCUUUAAGGCCAAUAUGUCUCAUUUGGGGCUAUUUUGUGGAUCCUGUAGGCAUACUUUAUUGUUUUUUUUCUUUUGUCUCCUCUGACUGUGUAUUGUCAAAUAAGCUGUCUUCAUGCUCAGUAAUUCUUCUGCUUGAUCCUUUCUGCUAUUGAAGGACUCUGAUGCAUUCUUCAGCAUGUCAGUUGGAUUUUUCAGCUCUGGAAUUUGUGCUUGAUUUUUAAAUAUUAUUUCAAUCUCUUUGUUAAAUUUAUCCAGUAGAAUUCUGAAUUUCUUCUCUGGGUUAUCUUAUUUCUUUGAGUUUCCUCAACAAAGCUAUUUUGGAUUCUGUGUCUGAAAGGUCACAUAUCUCUGUUUCUCCAGAAUGAGUCUCUGGUGCCUUAUUUAGUUCAUUUGAUGAGGUCAUGUUUUCCUGCAUGGUCUUCUUACUCAUAGAUGUUCCUCUGUGUCUGGGCAUUGAGGAGUUUGGUAUUUAUUGUAAUCUUCUUGGCAAGGCUUUUCAUAUAUUUGAAAUGACUUGGGUGUCACAAUCUUUAGGAGGCACCCCAAGCCCAGUAAUGUUGUGGGUUCAUAUAGACUUGUAGAGGUACCACCUUGAUGGUCUUGGAAAAGAUCCAGAAGAAUUCUCUUGGUUACCAAGCAGAGACUUGUUCUGUUCCCUUACUUCUUUCCAAACAUAUGAGUCAUGGUCUCUGUUCUGAGCCACCUAAAGCCUGAGGGUAGAGUGACACAAGCAUCCCUGUGGCCCACACCACUAUGACUGCAUUGGGUCAUACCUGAAGCCAGCAGAGUGCUGGGUCUUGCCCAAGGCCUGCCUUAACCACUCCUUGACUCCUGCCUGUGUUUGCUCAAGGCCCUGGGGCUCUACAGUCAGCAAGUGGCAAAGCCAUCCUGGCCUGUGUCCUUCCCUUCCAGGUGGCAAGUUCUUCCAGUUCCUGGGUGGGUCCAGAAGUGCUAUCUGGGGGUCAGGGACUGAGAGUCAAAACCUUAGUUAGAAGUGUACCUGCUAUUCUGUUGUACUGUGGCUGAGCUGGCCCUCAAACCACAAGACACAGUCCUUCCUGCUCUUCCCUCCCCUUUCCAAAGGCAGAGGAGCCUCAUGCUGUAGCCACCGCCACCACAGCCAUGAGGAGUACUGCCAGAAACUGAUGUUUCCUUGGAGUACUGCCAGAAACUGAUGUUUCCUUUAGGUCCAGGGUCUCUUAAGUCAGCUUGUGGUGAAUGCUGCCUGGCCUGGGAUUCAUGCUUCAGGGCAGUGGGCUCCCUCUGGCCCAGGGGAGGUCCAGAAGUGCCAUCCAAGGGUCAAGUCCUGGAAUCCAGGACCCCAAGAGCUCACUUGGUGCUCCACCCCUUUGAGGCAGUUUUGGUACCUGGUUUUUGGUUCUUAUAAAUGUAUGUUUUUUUCUGCGUAGAUAGUUGUUAACUUGGUGUCCUUGCUUAGGGGUUACCAUCAGUGGUACUUUCUCUUCCGCCGUCUUUCUCCACUUCCUAAUUGAGUAUUCCUUUUAACGUACAGAAUACUUUAAAAUUCUCAUAUGGAGAAACCAAUUAGUCUUCCUUUUAAACUUCUGCCUUUGGGGUCUUAUUUAGGGUUUCUCCUACCCAUGUCAUACAAAUGUUUACAAUAUUUUUUCUUAUUCCAUUUUUUACUUAUUUUUUUAGAAUAACAAAACUAGUAUCAAUUAAUCAUAAAACUACUGAAGUGGCAUAUAAAUUUCUGUAUUGGAUAUGUAUUUUUAAAAUUAUACCAAUGAGAUGGGGCAAUUCUGUAUUAUAUUAUAACACACAUUUUGGCCAUUAGACAGAUGAAGCACCUUUUCAUUUGUAAAUACAUGGUUUAUGCUUUUUCUUUUGUACAGUUCCUAUUUAUAUUCUUGCCCAUUUCCCCACUGUGUUUUACAAGUUCUUAGUAAUUUGAAUGAACUACAUAUAUUCUAAAUAUUACCUUUUUGUUAUACAUACAUUGCAAAUAAUUCCUUCCAGUCUGUCACUUGCCUUUUAACAUUACUUAUCAAUAUUUUGCUUAAAGGGGAGGUUUUACUUUUUAGGUAGCAAAAUUUGUUCAUUUUUAAAUUCACGAUAUUUGUAUUUCAUGUCAUAAGUAAAAGGCAUUACUUACUGUAAGGAUCAAAGUUUUUAUGUUAGUUGAAUUUAUUAUUGGUUUUCUCAAGUUCCACAUACCCAACUUUCUCAGAACAAUUUCAUUCUCUACUGGUUUCAAAUGCUCCAUUUGUCGUCUUUGAAAUUCUUAUCUAUAAGUCAUGUCUGACUGUCACAAUGCUGCCAUGAAUGUGUUUUGUAUCAGCACAGUACUCUAGGAUUGUAAGAUCCUCUGAUAACCAGUAGAAGCAGACCUCCACUCCCUAUCAUGCUCUUUCUGCCAAAAGUAGCUAUUUUUACAUGGGCUUAUUUUUUAUAUAAACUUUGAAAUAGUUUAUCAAAUUACACGCAAAUUGCCAUCUGAUUAAAAUUUCAGUCUUUUUAGAUAUAAACUUUGGGACAAAGGUCAUCUCUAUGUUUUAAGUUUUCUAAUUCAGGAUUUAGGUUUAGAUUUAGACUCUGAAAGUUUUCUUGACUGCUUCAAGUGUAUCUUAUACAUUUCUUACUUCAUUUCUGUAAAUUCAACGGCUAUUUUUCCCAUUGUGAUUAUAAUCCAGUUUUCUUUUUUGUUUGUAUAUAGCAUAUAUCAAGGAAAGACAUAGACUUUUUUCAAUAUUUACUUUGUAUCCAGUCAUGAUCAUGUUAGCCUCCCUGUAUGAGUUCUUAAAUGUUUCAUCUUUUUCUUUACUCUUAAAAUUUUAGGUGACAUAUGAUUUCUUUUUUGAAGUCUGGUAGAACACAGGCAUAAAAUGAAAUGAGCUUGAUGUUCUUCUCUGGGAUCUGUCUUAAAUUUGAUAAAAGUUUUCACAACAAUUUUUGAGUUAAUUAAAUUUGGAGGUUGCCAAAACAAGCCUCAUUAUUUCCUUCUUCUAUUUAUAAGUCAAAGAGCACAAUUUUGUGUCAUCUGGUGGUUAUUCUUGGAAAUCCUGUGAUAGCAUAGGCAUAAAAUACAGUUGGACAAUUUUAAUAUUGCAUAUUUAGGGCCAGAUACAGCAAAGACGACAUCAAGAAUAGCAAUUUGAUGAAGCAAGACGUGAAUGUAAGUCAUAGUCGCAUAAACAAAAUACAAUUAUUCUGAACAGUAUUUUAAAAUAAUCAGUAACCAUAAUCUUUAAAUACUCACCUUAGAAUAUUGUUUAAAAAUUCAAAACUUUCAAGAGUGUACCAGAAAUACGGAGAGUUUCCACACUAUUUUGUUGUUAAAAGCGAAUCUCUGUUAGCUGAGCACAGAAUCAUUUUGUCACAAUAUAAAAGAAAAUUCAAAGUAUAAUUUCACUCUUUGUAUAUAAUCCAUAUUACAAUUUAUAUUGCAUUCAUAAGCUUUUUUAAAAGAUGGGUAAAUCCACUAAUAUUGAGUAUAACAUAACAUUUCUUCUUUAACAUAUACAAACUUUAACAAUUAAUGGUAGUAUAUUUUUAUAUGUUUAGACAUGCAUAAGUUGAUAAGUAUGUAAAUGCAUAAUGAAAUUAAAACCUUAAUUUUAAGAUAUAAUUAAUUAUACUUGAAUUUAAAGUACAUGUUACUUGUACAUUUUUAUGUAAAUUACCAUUUUUAGUAAAUUAACUUCCCUUACCAUUAUCUUUGCCAAUAUACAUAUUAAUGUUUUCUAAUUACUAUACCAACUGUAGUCUUUAUAUUUUUAUUUAUAAUUAGUUAUUUUUUUUAAUGUGGGCCUCAGUUUGAAUUAUUACACCAACUAUAGUCAUUAUUUUUAUUAAUUACCAGCUUUAAUUAAAAUUAUAAACUGUUGUUUUCUUCAGACACAGAGAAAACUAGAAAGAAGACAGGAAUCCAAAAACUGCCUAAUUUUUUAAGUACACAUUUUAGAUUAUCUUUAUAAAUGUUAAAGUAAUAAAACAAAUGCCCACAUUAAAUCCAAUGCAUUUGGACAUUCUCUUGAUUUGUAAAUCAUUUGAUAAUAUAUAAGGUAGAGUAAAUUGGAACAUGUUUAUGACUAAAGUUUAAUAUUUGUGAUGACUUUUAUGUAUAUUUUAAAAUGUGUUAGCCUUUAUUUGAAUUUUUUUUCCUUAAGAGGUACAGCCUAAAUCUUCUCCCCUUGAAUAUGGCCUAGAUUUACAGCACAUUUCUAAUGAAUAGAAAAAAGUGGAUGUGACAGUUUAUGACUUAGGAGAUGAGGUAAGGAAAGGCACUACAAUUUUCCCCUCCCUCCUUCGUCCAGAACCAACUGCUCUAGGAAAAGCCAACUGUUAUGUGAUGAAGACUUUGUUUUGUUUUGUUUUUUUGCCUUUUGUUUCAUUCUUUUUAUUUUUUCUUUUUUCAUAUCAUUUUAUUUAUUCUUAUUUUUUUUUAUAAAACAAGUAUUUUAUUAUUAUUAUUAUUAUACUUUAAGUUUUAGGGUAAUGUGCACAAUGUGCAGGUUUGUUACAUAUGUAUACAUGUGCCAUGUUGGUGUGCUGCACCAGCUUUGUGAGGAGGUCCACGUAGCAAGGAACUGAGAGGCUUUUAGCUAACAACCAUGUGACUGAGUCAUCUUGGAAGUGGAGCCUCCAGCCCCCCGCCAAACUGUUGGAUGAUUAUAGCCCUCUCUGGCUGACAUCUUGACUGCAACCUAAAAGGCUUUAUGAAAACUCCAGAAGCCAUCAGUACCCCGGGCAAGUGCAAAACCAAGAACAGCUGCUGUGGAAUGGGUAAGAAAAGCUGUUGAAUUUCAGCCUGUUCUCCAAGUGGGCACUGUUCGGUGUAAUCAGGAGAAAAUGUUCAACUGUUGGCUUCUCCCUUGGGAGUAGAAGAGAAGAGGGGAACAGAAGUUUGACAAUCUGGCUUUUCAGGGUGCUACCUUAGUGCCCGAUUUCUGUCUUGCAUGACUUGGAGUGCUAAAGGGGAAUCCACCUACUUUGAAUAAGUGGGGGCUACUGAGAAUAAAGGAGAUCUCAGCAGCCUGUUGCAGCACCAGAAAACCUGAAGGACUGCAUACAGACACCAGAAGGAGUAAGAGAUUAUGAGCUUCUGAAAAAGAAACAAGCAAACAUCCCUGAUUGGAAAAUUACAUGCACACGUCCAGAGAAGAUGCAUCCCUAAGGAGGCUGGAGAAACUUCCAGAAUAUAUAGCCAGGCUCCUUGGUGAGGGUCUUACCUUGUAUGAAGCCAGUCAUGAGAAAAGUGAUUCUUUUUUUAUAAUUAUCCUUUUUUAUUCUUUUUUCUUUUUUUAAUUAUUAUACUUUAAAUUCUGGGCUACAUGUGCAGAAUGUGCAGUUUUGUUACAUAGGUAUACACGUGCCAUGGUGGUUUGCUGCACCCAUCGACCCAUUACCUAUAUUAGGUAUUUCUUCUAAUGUUAUCCCUCCCCUAGCCCCCCACCCCCCAACAGUCCCCAGUGUGUGAUGCUCCCCUCCCUGUGUCCACGUGUUCUCAUUGUUCACCUCCCACUUAUGAGUGAGAACAUGCGGUAUUUGGUUUUCUGCUCUUGUGAUAGUUUCCUGAGAAUGAUGGUUUCCAGCUUCAUCUGUGUCCCUGCAAAGGACAUUAACUCAUCCUUUUUUAUGGCUACAUAGUAUUCCACGGUGUAUGUGUGCCACAUUUUCUUUAUCCAGUCUAUUAUUGAUGGGCAUUUGGGUUGGUUCCAAGUCUUUGCUAUUGUGAAUAGUGCCGCAGUAAAAAUAUAUGUGCAUGUGUCUCUAUAGCAGAAUGAUUUAUAAUCCUUUGGGUAUAUGCCCAGUAAUGGAAUUGCUGAGUCAGAUGGUAUUUCUAGUUCUAGAACCUUGACUUAAAGCUGGAAUUUACAUUCAAAAGGGAAGGAGAGCAUGAAAGUUUGGAAAAUUUGCAGCCUGCCCAUGUGGUGGAAAAGACCAUUUUUUAGCAGAAUAAUUCAAUCAGCCUGUGGAGCAACCACACACUGGAGGUUUUUGCCUAAGUAUAAAGAAGCCAAGUGCUGACAGCCAAGACAAUGGGAAAAAGACCUCAAAAGCAUUUCAGAGACCAUCACAGCAGACCUCUUUUCUUUUCUUUUCUUUUUUUUUUUUUUUUUUCCUUUUUGAGAUGGAGUUUUGCUCUCAUUGCCCAGGCUGGAGUGCAAUGGAGCAAUCUUGGUUCACCACAACCUCUGCCUCCCAGGUUCAAGCAAUUCUCCUGCCUCAGCCUCCCAAGUAGCUGGGAUUACAGGCAUGCACCACCAUGCCCGACGUAUUUUGUAAUAGAGACGAGGUUUCUCCAUGUUGGUCAGGCUGGUUUCAAACUCCUGACCUCAGAUGAUCUUGCCUGCCUCAGCCUCCCAAAGUGCGGGAUUACAGGCGUGAGCCACUGUGCCCGGCCUAGCAGGCCUUUUUCUUUCUUCCUUCGAGGCCUAGAUGGACCUAACUAUUUUGUGGGCCAGUCCCAGGGCCCCACUGCGCUGUGCAGUCUCCAGAUACUGCUUCCCCACAUCUUAGCCACUGCCACCCCUGGAGACUUUGGACUUUUGCAUUAAUGCUAGAAUGAGUUCAGACAUUUGGAGACUUGGGUAGGCAUGACCGCAUUUUGCAAUGUGAGAAGGACAAGAGAUUUGGGAGGGGCCAGGGUGAAAUGAUAUAGUUUGGAUAUUUGUCCCCACCCAAAUCUCAUGUUGCAUUGUAAUUUCCAGUUCUGGAGGUGGGACUUGACGGGAGGUGUUUGCAUCAUGAAGGCAGAUUACUCAUGGCUUGGUGUCUUUGUGAUAGACUUCUUGUGAGAUCUGGUCAUUUAAAUGUGCAUGGCACCUCCCCCCAACUCUGUCUCUCUCUCUCUUUUGCUUCCAUUGUUGCCAUGUGAUGUGCCUGCAUUACUUUUGCCUUCCACCAAGUCUGAAAGUUUCCUGAGGCUUCUCCAGAAGCAGAUGUCACUAUGCUUCCUGUAUCGCCUGCAGAAAUGUGAGCCAACUAAAUCUUUUUCUUAUAAAUUACUCAGCUUCAGGUAUUUAAAGCAGUGGAAGAACAACCUAACAUAGGUAGUAUGGCCAUUUUAUGAUAUUGAUUCUUUCAAUCCAUGACCCAUGGAAUGGUUUUCCUUUUUUGUUUUUGUUUUUUUUUUUUUUUGGUCAUCUCUGAUUUCUUUCAGCAGUGUUUUGUAGCUUUCCUCUUCAGUUUGAUGUAUGCCUAGGCACUUCAAUUUCAUGUAGCUACUGUAAAUGGGAUAGUGUUCUUUAUUUGGCUCUCAGCCUGAAUAUUAUUGGUGUAUAGAAAUGCUACUAAUUUUUGUACAUUGAUUUUGUAUUCUGAAACUUUACUCCAGUUGUUUAUCAGCUAAAAGCCUGAAAAGCACAAUAACAAGGUCUGAAAUUGAAUCAGUAAUGAAAAUAGCAACCCAAACAAGCCCUGGCCCAGAUGGAUUUACAGCCAAAUUCAGUCAGAUAUUAAAAGAAGAACUGGUGCCAAUCCUAAUGAAACUAUAUCAAAGAUAGUUGCGAAAGAGGCUCCUUUCUUUUUUUUAAUUACACUUUUAAGUUCUGGGAUACAUGUGCAGGACAUGCAGGUUUGUUAUGUAGGUAUACAUGUGCCAUGGUAGUUUGCUGCACCCAUCAACCCAUCAUGUACAUUAGGUAUUUCUCCUAAUGCUAUCCCUCUCCUAGCCCCUCACCUGCCAACAGGACCCAGUGUGUAAUGUUCCCCUCCCUGUGUCAAAGUGUUCUCAGUGUUCAACUCCCACUUGUGAGUGAGAACAUGCAGUGUUUGGUUUUCUGUUCUUGUGUUAGUUUGCUGAGAAUGAUAGUUUCCAGCUUCAUCCAUGUCCCUGCAAAGGACAUGAACUCAUCCUUUUUUAUGGCUGCAUAGUAUUCCAUGGUGUACAAGUGCCACAUUCUCUUUAUCCAGUCUGUCACUGAUGGGCAUUUGGGUUGGUUCCAAGUCUUUGCUAUUGUGAACAGUGCCACAGUAAACAUGCAUGUGCCUGUGUCUUUACAGCAGAAUGAUUUAUAAUCCUUUGGGUAUAUACCCAGUAAUGGGAUUGCUGAGUCAAAUGGUAUUUUCUGGUUAUAGAUCCUUGAGGAAUCUCCACACUCUUCCACAGUGGUUGAAUGAAUUUACACUCCCACCAACAGUGUAAAAGCAUUCCUAUUUCUCCACAUCCUCUCCAGCAUCUGUUGUUUCCUGACUUUUUAAUGAUCGCCAUUCUGUCAUGAGAUGGUAUCUCACUGUGGUUUUGAUGUGCGUUUCUCUAAUUACCAGUGAUGAUGAGCUUUUUUUCAUAUGUUUGCUGGCUGCUUAAAUGUCUUCUUUUGAGAAGUUUCUGUUCAUAUCCUUUGCCCACUUUUUGAUGGGGUUUUUUGUUCUUUUCUUAUAAAUUUGUUUAAGUUCUUUGUAGAUUCUGAAUAUUAGCCCUUUGUCAGAUGGAUAGAUUGCAAAAAUUUUCUCCCAUUCUGUAGGUUGCCUGUCCACUCUGAUGGUAGUUUCUUUUGCUGUGCAGAAGCUCUUUAGUUUAAUUAGAUCCCAUUUGUCAAUUUUGGCUUUCAUUGCUAUUGCUUUUGGUAUUUUAGUCAUGAAGUCUUUGUCCAUGCCUAUGUCCUGAGUGGUAUUGCCUAGAUUUUCUUCUAGGAUUUUUAUGAUUUUAGGUUUUAUAUUUAAGUCUUUAAUCCAUCUUGAGUUAAUUUUUGUAUAAGGUGUAAGGAAGGGGUCCAAUUUCAGUUUUCUGCAUAUGGCUAGCCAGUUUUCCCAACACCAUUUAUUAAAGAGGGAAUCCUUUCCCCAUUUCUUGUUUUUGUCAGGUUUGUCAAAGAUCAGAUGGUUGUAGAUGUGUGGUAUUAUUUCUGAGGCCUCUGUUCUGUUCCAUUGGUCUAUAUCUCUGUUUUGGUACCAGUACCAUGCUGUUUUGGUUACUGUAGCCUUAUAGUACAGUUUGAAGUCAGGUAGCAUGAUGCCUCCAGCUUUGUUCUUUUUGCUUAAGAUUAUCUUGGCUAUGCAGACUCUUUUUUGGUUCCAUAUGAACUUUAAAGUAGUUUUUUCCAAUUCUGUGAAGAAGGCCAAUGGUAGCUUGAUGGGGAUAACAUUGAACCUAUAAAUUACUUUGGGCAGUAUGGCCAUUUUCACGAUAUUGAUUCUUCCUAUCCAUGAACAUGGAAUGUGUUUUCAUUUGUUUUGUGUCCUCUCUUAUUUCUUGAGCAGUGGUUUGUAGUUCUCCUUGAAGAGGUCCUUCACAUCCCUUGUAAAUGGUAUUCCUAGGUAUUUUAUUCUCGUUGUAGCAAUUGUGAAUGAGAGUUCACUCAUGAUUUGGCUCUCUGUUUGUCUAUUAUUGGUGUAUAGGAAUGCUUGUGAUUUGUGCACAUUGGUUUUGUAUCCUGAGACUUUGCUGAAGUUGCUUAUCAGCUUGAGGAGAUUUGGGGCUGAGAUGAUAGGGUUUUCUAAAUAUACAAUCAUGUCAUCUGCGAACACAGACAAUUUGACUUCCUCUGUUCCUAUUUGAAUACCCUUAUUUCUUUCGUUUGCCUGAUUGCCCUGUCCCGAACUUCCAAUCCUGUGUUGAAUAGGAGUGGUGAGAGAGGGCAUCCACAAAAGAGGGUCCUUUCUAACUCAUCUUAUGAAGCCAGCAUCAACCUGAUACCAAGAUCUGGCAGACACAAUGAGAAAAGAAAACAUCCAGCCAAUAUGCCUGAUGAACAUAGAUGCAGAAAUGCUCAACAAAAUACUAGCAAGCUGAAUCCAGCAGCACAUCAAAAAGUUAAUUCACCAUGACCAAGUAGGUUUUAUUCCUGAGAUCCAAGGCUCAUUCAACAUAUGCAAAUCACUGAAUGUGAUUCACCACAUAAACAGAUUUAAAAGCAAAAUCCAUAUGAUCAUAUCAAUAGAUAUGAAAAAGGCUUUUGAUGAAAUUCAACUUCCCUUCAUGAUAAAAACCCUCAACAGACUAGACAUCAAAGAAACACAUCUCAAAAUAAUGAUAGCCAUCUGUGUCAAACUCAGCGCAAAUGUCAUAAUGAACGGACAAAAGCUGAAAUUAUUUCCUUUGAGAGCCAGAACAAGAAAAGACUGUUCACUCUCAUUACUCUCAUUUAACAUAAUAUAAAAAGUCCUAGCCAGAGCAGUCAGGCACGAGAAAGAAAGAAAAGACAUCCAAAUAGGAAAAGAAGAAGAUAAACUAUCUCUCUUUGCUGAUGAUAUGAUUGUAUACCUGGAAAACUCUAAAAACUCCAUUCAUCUGUUCCUGCAUGCUGUCAGUUUUGUCCAUUAAUAUUUAUAGCAUGUUAAUUGGAAUUGUUUUAAAUUAUCGGUCUUAUAAUUCUUCAACCUGAUCAAUUGAUUGGUUUAUUUUUGCCUUUUAGUAUAUGCCUUGCAAUUUUUGCUUGAUGCACUGUAUAUAACAAACUGCUGUAAAUAGAUAGGGCUUUGGUAAUGUGGUGAUAAGUUGUGGGGGGUGGGAAUUGUUCUAUAGUCCUAUGGUUAGAUUUCAUUAUUUUGGUGAACCCGUGCCUCUGGACUGUGAACUUCACAAGUACUUUUUGUAACCCACACCCUCUUUUUAGGUGAAACAUGAUGAGUUGAGGGGUCUGGAGUUAGAUAUUUUUCUGCUGUCACCUAGGAUGCUAAAUUUGGUUGGAGUUGGAUAUUUCCUUCUGAGCUUUUUACCUGCUGCUUUGGAAACUGGGAGUUCCCUGUUAUUUAUUUUUUGCCACAAUUUUUAAAAACGGUUUUUGUUGGUAAACCGUAUGGGGUAGAUGUUACCUCUGCUUCUGAAAGUCAACCUGUAUUUUGGGCUUCUUCUAUGACCUUUGCAGUCUCUGAAUUGCAUGACAGAAGCUCUGUCACCACCACCAAGUUCUUCUAAACUAAUCAUUUGGUAAGGGAGAAAGACAAUGCAGAAGGAAAGCAACUUAUUUCUAAGAAAAUGGCACAGAAUUUCCUCACAUGUUUUUCACUGACAUCUUACUGGACAGAAUUUAAUGGCCUCACAUAACUCCAUGGGAGGCUAGGGCAUUUGGAUUCUAUCUUGGAGGCCAUGUGCCCAGCAAAAAGAUAAUAGAUAUUAGAGGACAAACAGCACUCUCUGCCAUAAUGUGAUUCAGAUUUUGACCAAUUUGGUUGACCAAAAAAUAAAGAAAUUAGCAGAAUUUAUGUAUCCACUAAGUUCUUACUGUGUAUUAUACUAUUGUAGGCUUUGGGGUGCAAUAAUAUGAUAGCAUUAGGUAGUGGACCUUUACAUACCCCAAACAGAAAAUAUAGAUUUUAUUCAACUCUACAUGGGAACGUUUACAAAAAUGAUCAUGUAUUAGACACAAAUAAAAGUUUAACAUUUUUAAAAACUGAGUGCAUAGUUCGUAUUCUUUAAUUACAUCCCAACAAAAAUAGAAGUGAAUAUGUAAAAUAUAACAAAAACAUGUUAGAAAUUAAGCACAUUUUUCAAAAAAGAGACACAAAUAUACAGAGAAACGGGUUAAAAGGACACUUCAUGGCAAGGCUAAAGAGAAACAGAGCGAUACUCUUUUAUUUAAAGCUAAAGGACUCAGAUUUAAACCUAGUAUUUCUGUUAAGAAAUAAGAAAAACAGGCCGAGCACGGUGGCUCAUGCCUGUAAUCCCAGCAGUUUGGGAGGCUGAGAUGGGCAGAUCACCUGAGGUCAGGAGUUCGAGACCAGCCUGACCAACAUGGAGAAACCCUGUCUCUAUUAAAAUACAAAAUUAGCCGGGCAUGCUGGUGCAUGCCUGUAAGCCCAGCUACUCAGGAGGCUGAGGCAGAAGAAUAGCUUGAACCUGGGAGGCGGAGGUUGUGGUGAGCCACAAUUGCGCCAUUGUACUCCAGCCUGGGCAACAAGAGCGAAACUCCGUUUCAAAAAAGAAAAAAGAAAAGAAAAACACUUGUCUUAAAAUAUUUUAAAAUGUUAUUUACAAUGAAAAACUGAGGAAAUAGCAAAACCAAUAAAAGAAAUAAAUAUAACCAAAAGGUGAACUUUUGGAAAUACAAAUGAAAGAAAUUGCUCUCAAUUUUCAGUAAGUGAAAAAGAAACCAAGUGAAACUACAAUAUUAGAGAAAGAAAUAACCACAGCUAUAGAAGAGAUUGAAAAAAGAAUACAUCAUGCAAUUUUUACCAAGCAAUUUAAGGACCAAGAGGAAAGAAUAUUUUUGAAUGAAAUUUAAAACAGAUAAAAAAUAACUCUAGGAGUGUUAAACUUGAAUAGAUGAAUUAUCAUUUCAGAAAGGUGAUUAUCAGCUUAUGUUAUGUAAGCAAUAAGAUCAUUUUCAUAGCUGAGUUCUAGUUAACCUUUACAGAACACAUUAUUAAGUUGUAAUGAGUUUUAAAAUAAUUCCAGACCACAGGGAGUCAAAAUGGCUGAAUGGUUCAUUUUUAUUAAUUUAGCAAAACAUUAAUACUAAACCCUCAUUAAAUGGUAUAAACUAUUACAUAUGAAUGGAAAUGGAAAAACAUCUAGAUAAUGUAUUUGCAAAGACAAUUCACUAAACACAAGAAAAAUACACCCUAAGCAAAUAAAUGCAAUAAAAAAGAUUCGUUCUCAGAAAACUCAGUGGUAUAGUCCCCAUUUUAAAAGAGAAAAGCAUUAAGAUCAUCUCAAUAGAUGAUGAAAAAUAAUUAAUAGAUAUUUCUAAGAAAAACUUUACUAGAAUUGGAAUGAAAUGACUUAAACACUAUUUUCAAAAAACUAAUAAUGUCAUUCUAAAAUGGCAAAAUACUAGUACCAUUUCAAUUUAUAUUGGGAACCAGAGGCAUGCUAACUAUUUAUAUUAAUAUACAAGAGUAAAGAAAUAUAAGUAAAUAAUAAAAUAAAGGAAAUUGAAGUAAAUUGUAUAUAAUCUUGAAAUACAAUAAAACCAUCUUCCUUGUAAAUCAUAUUGAUCACUUAGAAAACCAGAGAUCAAUGGAGACAGGCAGAAGGGUGGACCACGUACCCCAUGCCCAGCCCUUUCUAUGUCCUGAAACUUGUGAGCUGCUGCUGAUGGAGAAGGUCCUCCCCCAACUCUCCCAGCUCAUGGCAAAUCUCUUCUUGCCUGGUUGCUAGCCUGUGGCUGCCAUGGGUGUGGACCCUGAAUGUUGCAGGCACAGCUCCUCCCCACUUUUCUGUGGUGGCCCUUGGCUCUUGCUGCCACCACUUCUGCUUUCUGGGAUUGGGACUCGGGUUUAUGCUACAUCUUAUUCCAUCCCAGUCGCUAGUGAAUAGCAUUGGGUUUGUUUGUAUUUGUCAAAAACAAGGUGUGGCAUAGCCAUUAGCACCUGUGUUGGGGAAACAGCACACAAACAAGAAGCUUACAGCCUCAGUGGCAAGCACUUCAUCUUAUCAAAGAUGGGGAACUCAUGUAGUCAUUUGUCAUGCUUGUCUGCAGACAAAAGAUACCAAAAAGUUGCAAAGAUUUGUCCAUCUUGUUGAUAAGGCCACUUAUAAGCCAAAAAUCUGUCAACAUCAACCACGUGUCCAACCAAAUAUGCCCCAUUUGACUGCUAAGGUUGAGGACAAAGGAAAUGGAAUCAAGACCGUUAGAGUCAACAUAGUUGGCACUGCAAAGGGCCAAUUGGCCUCCUGUGCAUCCCACCAAAUAUUUUGUUUGUAAGCUAGAAGCACAAGUCCAGUGGUGGCAAGAAUGACCGUUAUAUUGUCAGUGGAUCUCAUGAGGCAAAUAAACUGCAAGACAUGUUGGAUGGAUUCAUUUAAAAAUGUGUUCUCAGUCCAGAGUGAGAAUCCUGAAACACAUCUGCACAUCAACCCGAAGAAGAAAAACAUAGGUAAUUUUUGUAAAGCUUGUUUCUAUAGAGACAUGGUUCAUACAUAUCAUAAACUCUGCACGUUCAUUGUGAGAAACCCAUCUGAAAAUAGUGAGUGGUACAGAAAAGAAAGAACAGUGAAAGAAAAAUAGAAAGGGCAAUGACAAGGCAAUGGCUGCAUACCCAGCAGCGAGAAAGCACCAUCACUGCCACCACCAGAUGAAGUGAAUUCUCUUCAUAUGCUGUGGAAGAAGAGGAAAGGGAUAAUUGGGGGUGGAUACAACUGAGGAAGCUCAAAGGUAUAGAAAAGAUAAAAGUCAGUGAUCGUGCAAAUGUUCUUUCAGUGACAAUUUCAAAAGAAUUUUUUUUUUUUUGAGACGGAGUCUCUCUCUUUCACCCAGGCUGGAGUGCAGUGGCGCGACCUCGGCUCACUGCAAGCUCCGCCUCCCGGGUUCUCGCCAUUCUCCUGCCUCAGCCUCCCGAGUAGCUGGGACCACAUGUGCCCACCACCGUGCCCGGCUAAUUCUUUGUAUUUUUAGUAGAGACGGGGUUUCACCUUGUUAGCCAGGAUGGUCUCGAUCUCCUGACCUCGUGAUCCACCCGUCUCGGCCUCCCAAAGUGCUGGGACUACAGGCGUGAGCCACCGCGACCGGCCCAAAAGAACUUUUGAGGAGCAGAUCAGUAUCCUGUUUGAUUUUUUUUUUUUUUUUAAGAAAAAGAAGAGGGUGUUAUUGACUCAUCUGACAAAGAAAGUGUUUCGGAUGCAUAAAGACUGGAUGUAAAAGCCAUGGGCCCACUUGUUCUGACCAAAGUUCUUUUUCAUGACAUUAGAGAACAAAUUAAGAAGCACAGGCACCGUUUCCCAUGAUUUUUCACAAGAAAACUCAAUGGUACCUUCUUCAUGGUUUAGAGCCUGUGGUAACAAUGUUUCUAGCUUGGCUCAUCUCCAAGAUUUCACAUAUAUUGAAAGAGAUGUAAGAUGUGGACCUUUUUGAAAAAGAGGUUAUCGUUGGCUGUUCAGGAAAGGACUCUAUGAAAUAUAUCUGAAAAGGACGCAUAGAAUAGAGAGUAGAGCAAGAUAGUGAAAGAGAAGUUUCCACUGAUUGUCUCCCCUGCAAGGACACCAGUUUACCAACUAUCUACACAUAAGAGGCAUUGAAGAGGUAGAAAAACAAAACCGUCUUGAAUAGCUGAUGCCACCCCUAACCCAUUCCCUGGCAGUGGCAGCAUGGUGCAGAGAGCAUUUCUGCACACUGGGGAGAGGGAGUGUAAAUCAAUUGCUAGGCAUUGAACUCAGUGCUGUCUUGUUAUAGCAGAAAGGAAAACCAGACCAAGCUCAACUGAUACCACAGAGGAAGCAUAUAAACUAGCUAAAGGGGAAUUGCCAUUCACGACACUUGGAACUUGAUUUUCUGCAAGCCUUGCCACUGCAGGCUUAAGUCCUCUGGGGUUCUAAAUAAGCUUGAAACGCAGUCUAGGCCAGAAGGACUGCAACUACCACCUGAGUGUUUAAGUUAAGGACAAGUACCAGGCCAGGCAGCAUUCACCACAAGCUGACUAAAAAGCCUUUAGGCCUAAGGGUCAUAAGCAGUGGUCUGGUAGUAAUCCCCAUGGGACUGUGGUAGCAGUGGCCAUGGGGUGCAGCUCCUCUGCUUUUGGAAAGGAGUGGGCAGUACAGGAAAACCUGCAUCUUGUGGUUUGAGUGCCAGCUCAGCUGCAGUACAGUAGAACACUUCUAACUUUUUGGACUGUAGUCCCUGGCUUCUGCCUGGCACCUCUGGACCCACCCAGGGUGUGGGAAAACUCACUACCCUGAAGAGAAGGACACAGGCCUGGCUGGAUUUGCUACCUGCUAUAUGCAGAGCCCCAGAGCCUCUAGCAGAAAUAAGCAGUAGCCAGGGAGUAGUUACAGUAGGCCUUGCAUGGGACCCAGUACUAUCCUGGCCUCAAGUCUGACCCAGCAGAGUCAUAAUGCUGAUGGACACAGGGGUGCUUGUUCACUCCACCUCCAGCUUCAGGUGGCUCAGAAUACAGAAAUAUACUCCGCUUGUUUGUUUCGAAGAAAGUAAGCAAAGAAAACAAGAGUCUCUGCCUGGUAAUCCACAGAAUUCAUCCAGAUCUUGUCCAAGACCAUCAAAGUGGUACCUGUGUGAGUCUGUGAGAACCACAGCAUUACUGGCCUUGCGGUACGACCUAAGGCAGAAAUAGAUGGCAUAGAUGACAACACUCAAGUCUUUCCAAAUAUCUGUAAAGCCUUCCCAGGAAGAAUGGGUACAACAAACCCAGACUGCAAAGACUACAAUAAAUACCCAACUCUUCAAUGCCCAGACACAGAUGAACAUCUAUGAGUAACAAGACCAUGCGGGAAAACAUGACCUCAUCAAAUGAAGUACAUAAGGCACCAGGGACCAAUUCUAGAGAAACAGAAAGUGGCCUUUUAGACACAUAAUUCAAAAUAGCUAUUUUAAGGAAACUCACAGAAGUUUAAGAUAACACAGAUAAGAAAUUAAGAAUUCUGUCAGAUACAUUUAACAAAGAAAUUGAAAUAAAAUAAUUGAGCAGGAAGUCCGGGGCUGAAAAAAGCACACUGGAGAAUGGAUCAGAAUCUUUUAAUAGCAGAAUUGAUCAAGCAGAAGAAAUAAUGAGCUUGAAGACAGGCUAUUUGAAAACACAGGCAGAGGAGACAGAAAUAAAAAAUAAAAAACAAUGAAGCACACCUACAGGAUCUAUAGGAAAUAGCCUCAAAAGGGCAAAUCUAAGCAUUAUUGGCCUUAAAGAGGAGGUAGAGAAAGAGAUAAGGGUAGUAGAGAGUUUAUUCAAAGGGAUGAUAACAGAUAAUUUUCCAAACCCAGAGAGAGAUAUCAAUAGCCAAAUACAAGAAGGCUAUAGAACACCAAACAGAUUUAAACCAAAGAAGACUACCUCAGGGCAUUUAACCAUCAGAUUCCCAAAGAUCGAGGAUUUAAAAAAAAAAAAAAAAGGAUCCUAAAAGAAGCAAGAGAAAAGAAAUAACAUACAUGGUAGCUCCAGUAGGUCUGGCAGCAAACUUCUCAGUGGAAAUUCUUGUAGGCCAAGAGAAGAGUGGCAUGGUAUCUUUAAAGUGCUGAAGGAAAAAACUUUUACCUUAGAGUAGUAUAUCUGACAAAAAUACUCUUCAAACAUGAAGGAAAUAAAAACACUUUUUCAGACAAAGAAAAGCUGAGGGAUUUCAUCAAUACCAGACCUGUUCUUCAAGAAAUGCUAAAGGGAGUAUUUCAAUCAGAAAAGCAUGUUGGUGAGCAAUAAGAAGUCAUCUUUGGGUAGAAAACUCAUUGGUAAUAGUAACUGUGGAAAAACGGAGUAUUAUAAUGAUGUAAUUGUAUUUCAUAAACCACUCUUAUCCUAAGUAGAAAGGCUAAGUGGUGAACCAAUCAAAAAUGACAACAACAACUUUUCAAGACAUCAUGCAAUAAGAUAUAAAUAGAAACAACAAAAAGUUAAAAAGUGGGGGCUGAAGACAAGGUAUGGAGGUUUUAUUAGUUUUUUGAUUGCUUGCUUAUUUGGUUGCUCGUUUAUGCAGACAGUGUUAUCAGCAUAGAUAGUAUGUGCAAGCCUCACACCAACUCCAAACCAAAAAACAUACAAUGGGUAUGUAAAAAAUAAAAAGAAACUAAAUCAUAUCACUAGAGAAAAUCAUCUUAACUAAAAGUAAGGCAGGAAGGAAAGAAAGAAGGGAGAGAAGACCACAAAACAACCAAAAAAGGAAUAACAAAAUGGCAGGAAUAAGUCAUUACUUAUCAAUAAUAAAGUUGAAUAUAAAUGGACUAAACUCUGCAAUCAAAAGACGUAGACUUGCUAAAUGGAUGAAAAGAAACAAGACCCAAUGAUCUGUUGCCUACAAGAAACACACUUCACCUAUAAAGACACACAUAGACUGAAAAUGAAGGGAUGCAAGAAGAUAUUCCAUAUUAAUAGAAACAAAAAAAGAGCAGAAGUUGCUACUCUUACAUCAGAUAAAAUAGAUUUCAAGACAAAAACUUUAAGAAGAGACAAAGAAGGUCACUAUAUAAUGAUAAAGGGGUCCAUUCAGGAAGAGACUAUAACAAUUUUCAAUAUAUUUGCACUCAACAUGGGCAUACUCAGAUACAUAAAGCAAACAUUUAUUAGAGGUAAAGAGAGCUAGGCCCCAAUACAUUCAUUGCUGGAGACUUCAGCACAUCACUUUCAGCAUUGGACAGAUCUUCCAGAAAGAAAAUCAACAAAGAAACAUCAGACUUAAUCCACACUAUACAACAAUUGGAUGAACGAGAUAUUUACAGAAUUCUCCUUUGGCUAGGGAUGGUUUAUAUGCUGCCUCUGUGGUGUCAGUUGAGUUUGGUUUGGUUUUCCUUUCUAUCUGUUCUGCACCUUUGAACUUCCUCAGUUGUAUCCACCCCCAAUCAUCCCUUUCCUCUUCUUCUACAACAUAUGAAGAGCUGCAAAAUACACAUUUUUUCCUCAGCAUAUUGAUCAUUCUCAAGGAUAGACCAUAUGUUAGGUCACAAAACCAGUCUUUAAACAUGCAAAAAAUUAAAAUAUAAUCAAGCAUCUGUCUUCUCUGACCGCAAUGGAAUAGAACUAUAAAUCAAUAACACAAGGAAUUUUGGAAAUUGUACAAAUAUGUGGAAAUCGAGCAAUAAGUUCCUGAAUGGCCAGCUGGUCAAUGAAGAAAUUAAGAAGGAAAUUGAACAAUUUCUUGAAAUAAUGAUAAUGGAAACACAACAUACCAAAACCUGUGGGAUACAGCAAAAGCAAUAUGAAGAGUUUGUAUGUAGAAAAUAAGUUUUUCUACCUCUAAAAAGAAGAAAAGCUGCAAAUAAACAAUUUAAUGAUGCAUCCUAAAGAACUAGAAGAGCAAAAGCAAGCCAAACCCAAAAUUAGUGAAAGAAUAGAAAUAAUAAAGAUCAGAGCUCAAAUGAAAUUGAAAUGAAGAAAAUACAAAAGAUCAAUGCAACAAAAAGUUGGGGUUUUUUUUUUAAGUUAUGCAGAUUAACAAACAUAUAUCUAGACUAAGAAAAAAGAGAAGAUCCAAAUAAAAUCAGAGAGGAAAAGGGAGACAUUACAACUGAUACCACAGAGAUUCAAAAUUGCUAUGAGCAAAUACAUAACAACAAAUUGGAAAAUCUAGAAGAAAUGGACAAAUUUCUAGAUGAAUACAACUGCCAAGACUGAACUAUGAAGAAAUUCAAAACCCAGACUGAUAACAAGUAAUGAAAUCAAAGCUGUAAUAAGAAGUCUCCCAGCAAAGAAAAGCUUGGCACCUGAUGGCUUCACUGCUGAAUGUGAAAAAAUAAUUAAAGAACUAUUAUCAGUGCUACUCAAAUUAUUCUGAAAAUUAAAGUAGGAGGGAAUACUUUGAAACUGAUCCUAUGAGGCCAGUCUUAUCUCAAUAUCAAACCAGACAAAGACACAGAAAAAAAAACAACAACUAUAGGCCAGUAUCUCUGAUGAAUAAUGAGCAGAAAUCCUCAGCAAAAUACUACCAAACCAAUUUCAAUAAUACAUUUAAAAGAUUAUUCUUAGUGGUGUUUAUCCUUGGGAUGCAAGGAUGGCUUGACAUGAAAAUCAACCAAUGUGAUACAUCAUAUCAACAGAAUGAAGGACUAAAACAACAUAUUUCAAUGGAUGCUGGAACACAUUUGAUAAAAUUCGACAUUUAUUCAUGAUAAAAACCCUCAAAAAACUGGGUGUAGAAGGAACAUAGUUCAGCAUAAUAAAAGCCAUGUGCAACAGACCCACAGCUACUAUGCUGAAUGGGGAAAAGCUGAAAGCCUUUUCUCUAAGGUCUAGAACAUGACAAGGAUACCCACCUUCACCACUGUUAUUCAACAUAGUACUGGAAGUCCUAGCUAUAGCAAUCAGUCAAGAGAAAGAAAUAUCAUCUAAAUUGGAAAGGAAGAAGUCAAGUUAUCCUUGUUUGCUGAUGAUAAAAUCUUAGAUUUGGAAAAACCUGAAGACUCCACCAAAAAACUAUUAAAACUGAUGAACAAAACCAAUGAAGUUGCAGGAUAAAAUUUAACAUACAGGCCGGGUGCGGUGGCUCAUGCCUGUAAUCCCAGCACUUUGGGAGGCUGACGCAGGUGGAUCAUGAGGUCAGGAGUUCAAGAACAGCCUGACCAAGAUGGUGAAACCCCAUCUCUACUAAAAAUACAAAAAUUAGCUGGGCGGAGUGGCAGGCUUCUAUAAUCCCAGCUACUCGGGAGGCUGAGGGAGGAGAAUCACUUGAACCCAGGUGGCAGAUGUUGCAGUGAGCCAAGAUUGCACCACUGCACUCCAGCCUGGGUGAUAGAGUGAGACUCCGUCUGAAAAAAAAAAAAAAAAAAAAAGAUUUAACAUACAAAAAUAA
Messenger RNA from Symphalangus syndactylus (siamang), 30115 nucleotides. RefSeq names its product coiled-coil domain-containing protein 144A-like. NCBI's taxonomy places the organism in Eukaryota, Metazoa, Chordata, Mammalia, Primates, Hylobatidae. The record is from RefSeq and is a predicted model, not a curated record.